CAGAUGCGUGCUUAAGGAAAUCACUGAUAUCUUCACGUCGAACGGAUGUACCCUAGCUGGCCAUCAUUCAUCAUCAGGAAAGCCGCUGUGUGUAGUCUGCUCGACUCGAGUUUACCGGUAAACUCAGCUUUCCAGCGCCCGGUCCUUCAUUCAACCGUCAAAUUCAAUUUCAUGAUCACUGAAUCUUGGUACCACGCGAGCGAGCCCGUAGUCCCGUAGUUGACCGGACACUGUGAGAAAAACUGUGAUGUGAUGCGUGAAAUCUCGUUGGAAUCCGCUCCGAAGGAUUAUAACGCGUGAACGAAAGCAUACAGGAAUGCCGAUCCAGCUGGAAGUUUAUUGAUGACUGGAAUUGACCUAACUAGACUCCGGGGUCCGCUUGCUGGGUGGAAGCUCAAAAAUGACGGUGAAAACGUUGUCUUCAAGCUGAAGCGUAUGUGUCCACAGCUUGAGAUCAGUGAUAAAACCAGCGAUUAGACAAUGGCAACACGAAAAACAAACGUCUAAUCCGAAAAAAACAGCAUCGCUUCAGGUGAACAUCCGUUUCUGUAAAAUUGAUACAAAACACAAAUACAGCUGGAAGGUUCAAAUGAAGCCUAUGUAAACAUGUCCCCGAAAAAUCUCUCGGCGGAACGGUGUCAUCAGUGCCCAGAGGGUCAACGAAUGCGACAACAACAUUGACUACCCAACGACGUCGUUACAACGCCAAUGACGAACACCGGGGUUUUGGGUCUCUUUUGAUGAAGAAACUUAAGUCAACAUAAAAGUGUAAACAUGCCCGGAUCUUAAUUGAAUGGCAAAAAAUACUAGAAAUUGUGCACAGGGGGGCAAACGAGGACGGAGCAGGACAAAUUUAAUUUUAUUACGGUCUCCAAAUUAGGCGUUGAUGCUGCGUGGACAGGUAACAGGAGUAGUAGUGCGGAAAGUGAGAGACUUGGAACGUUGAAAACUGCCACAAGAAUAUCGUUUUGGGGGCAAAUUAGUUGUAGCAAAGGCCAAAACCAUGGUCACGCUUGAAAAACAUAUCAGCUGCCUUGCGGUUGUUUUGCUGAGUUACCUGGUGCUGCUGUUUACAAAAUGUGCGAACGGAAUUGAUUGCUUCAAAUGUGUGUCAAUGAACGGGGCCAACAAAGCCUGUGACGAUCCGUUUCACAACAACUACUCGACGGCCAUACUGGAGUCGCCCUGCAUGGGUGGCCGGAAGGGCAGGGACGGGCUGUUUCCGGCCACAUCGUGCAUCAAAAUUGCCGGUUACUAUGAUGACACCGGCGAAACAAUCACCGUUCGGGGCUGUGCUCUGGACAGCGGAACGUUAACCACCGAUACGGAAAUCAUUCGGAUGUCCCACUGCGGACGAUUCUUUUACGAUGAUAGAUACGUCCAUGGGUGCCUGCAGAGCUGCAACGAUGCCGAUGCAUGUAACCGCAGCCCGAGAGCAACGGGAGAUCCUCACCGGGUCCAAGGCUUACUCCAACUGGCGGCAGCAAGCCUGGUCUUGGGCUACGUCCUGCUCAACCGGCAACAUCUGCUCGGUGUCGGAAGCUAACAAAGUAGUACCUAGCCUCUUCAUCAUCACUACCGAGCGAAUAAUUUAUGAAAACAGUGAAACGUCGUAGCAUUUAGUUAGAUUUACCAGCCGACGGCCAUCUGCUUUACGAUGAUAAUACUAAUAACACUUAAUAGAAGUCCCAUCCCAUCCCUCACGAAAGCGUGGCACGUUCUGCACAUUUUGUAUAUGGUUACUAGCAAUUAAGAAAUUCACAAUGCCUGCGUCUGUGUCCACUGAACCUCAUCCCAUAAUUUGUAGAAUGGAACUCGCACAGCAGCUUCAAAUGGCUUCAAGGAAGUUACUCUUCGUCAAUGGUGAUAACGAAGGCGACACGAGCAGCAAACAAUGCUCUCUGCACGUUAAUCUAUCGACCAACAACAAUGAUAUGUUAGAAACACUAGUUAGGAAGUAAGAACGAGCAAAUGCCAAUGUUUGCCAGUAUCAUCCUACUGAAUU
This is a messenger RNA of Aedes aegypti (yellow fever mosquito), 2005 nucleotides long. RefSeq lists its product as uncharacterized. The record is from RefSeq and is a predicted model, not a curated record. The transcript has 6 exons. Lineage: Eukaryota; Metazoa; Arthropoda; Insecta; Diptera; Culicidae. The coding region runs from base 1004 to 1546 and encodes 180 amino acids.